This is a messenger RNA of Adineta steineri, 219 nucleotides long. The record is from the annotation of a GenBank genome assembly. Lineage: Eukaryota; Metazoa; Rotifera; Eurotatoria; Adinetida; Adinetidae.
AUGAUUAAAAUUGGACUUUCUAGUUUUUGUACACUUGCAAAUUUGUUAUUUGCAUUUGAACUUGAAUCAAAUCUUAGUUUUUCUGUUGCUCUUCCAAUGGCUUUUAUUAUUGCACUUUUUAUUGGUUUUAUGCACAGUUCAUAUCCACUAUUAUAUAAAAAACAGAUUAGUACUGUACAAUGGACUCAAGAUCAAUUUAAAAUUUACUUAAGCAUUUAA